GCAGUAACGGCGGGCUAAUGUAUGGAACUCGCUCAAAUCUGAGACUGAAACCCUUCCUCUCUGUCACUGACUGAUUUGUCUGCUUCACGAGGAGGAGGAGCAAGCCAUCUGGGCUAACAUAGAAAAAUAAAAUGGGUUUUUCGGUAGGAUUUGUUAUUGGAUUUGUUGGAGUUUUAAUUCUCUUUCAUGCCGCUUAUUCAACUACUCAAUAUAAGGGUUUGUUGAAGAUUACAGAGGAUGACUUUUCUGGACCUCCUUUCAAUGUGGUGGUGGAGUUGAUUGUGGGGCUGGUUUUGUGUACGUGGGCAGCCAUAACUGUGCCUGGCAUCUUUCUCUCUAUUCAUCCUCAUUCUGAUGACAAUAGGAUGGUUUCUUUGCCAGACAACCUGGAUUUCAUAAUCUUCAACCAUCGUGGAAAAGUACUUGUUCCAGAAAUCAACAUGAAAUCUGAACAUUAAGGUCAUUAAAGCAAUGGAAGAUUCAUUUCCAACAUAUUUGAGUAGGCUAUUGUUUCUCAAUCAAAUUAGCACUCCGAAAGAGAAGCUCAUCAACUCAACAGGGCUACUGUCAAGGUUUUAGGAUUACAUAAUUAUGAUCGUCCCUUUGGAUUUGUAUUGGUCUUAUAUUCAUCAUCACUGUUCAUCAUGGUCAUGUAACUUGAACUGGGUUAUCUGUUUUGCAUCUUUAGCAUUUGAGUUUUGUAUUUGGAUCUGAGCAGGGCCUUUUUGUGGUGCCCUGACUUCACUUUUAUGUGUUAAUGAUCAGUCCAAUUACACUGGAGUUUUUACUAGGGUGAUA
Molecule: messenger RNA, 798 nt
Organism: Populus euphratica (Euphrates poplar)
Lineage: Eukaryota; Viridiplantae; Streptophyta; Magnoliopsida; Malpighiales; Salicaceae
Product: membrane magnesium transporter-like
Exons: 4
Coding region: 132-458 (108 amino acids)
Cellular component (GO): EMC complex; Golgi apparatus; plasma membrane
Source: RefSeq, a predicted model, not a curated record